Molecule: messenger RNA, 703 nt
Organism: Heterobilharzia americana
Lineage: Eukaryota; Metazoa; Platyhelminthes; Trematoda; Strigeidida; Schistosomatidae
Source: the annotation of a GenBank genome assembly
UUUCAUCACCUGGAGUACGGAUGUGCGUGAGAGACAGGUGAAUAAGUGGAACAAUAGACAGCUGGGUUUGUUAUCAUGAUAUCUUACUGGGCAACUGGUGCUACUCUGGGUGUAUUGGCUAUAUUGCUUGUUUUAUUCCUUCUGAUUUUGUGUCUUCCAUGGCAAAAGUGUGAUCGAUAUUGUGUUUGUUGUCGUUGUUGGCUGCUUGGUUCAGAUGACAAUUAUAACGGUCAAUCAGAUGAUGCAUUUCGUGCUGGCAGGAUGCCUGGAGAAUUUCCUAUGCCAAUGUUCGAUUUUAUUCCACCAUGUGCCUUACCCAAAUUACCAAAUUAUGAAGAAUGUGUAAACACAGGUCCACCAGCAAAUGAUGAAGCUCCACCACCUCCGACCCCUCUUUCAUUUCACAAUGCUGCAGCAAGUGAUCAAAAUUUUUCACGUCUUGUUGUGCAUAGUCGUCCAGAUUUACGCGAGAAUAAUGAAGACUCUCAAACACUACCCAGUCCUACCUCUACACCUCCGCCAACUUAUUCUUCUACUUGGUUGAAUAGGCCAUCUACAACAAGUCAAACAGGGGAACAACAUCAAUUUCGACCGUCUCAAGCUUCAAUUAUUUCUAUAUCAAGGCAACUAUCAGCAGAUCGUUAAAAUAGAAACGAACCUAUAUAUCUUCAGAAUUACUAUCAGCAUAAAACCAUGCUUGAAA